AUGUCUACGACGAUCGCAUCGCACGCCAACAUCACUGACAACGUGAUCAUUACUCUCAAUGGCCCUGACUUGGACGAUCUAUCGCCACAAAGUCUGAUCAUUGGUGACCUGGACACGCCUUCAAUUACUCUAAGCCCGAGCCAGGACUCGACUGCGACUUCGGACACUGACGUCGACUCGAUUGACUGGGCUAGCUCCAACUCCGCGCCAAGUUUUCGCAGCGAACGAUCAAAUUCCUCGUCAAGCACCUGCUCAGCUCAAGCAGCUGGCCUUCGUCUCGCAGCCAUCCUUCGGGCAGCAAGUGCCCAGGCAAAAGGACAUUUUUUGGUCACGAACAGCAACCUAUCUAGGUCUUCCCACCUGA
Molecule: messenger RNA, 364 nt
Organism: Ceraceosorus bombacis
Lineage: Eukaryota; Fungi; Basidiomycota; Exobasidiomycetes; Ceraceosorales; Ceraceosoraceae
Source: the annotation of a GenBank genome assembly